AUGGACCAGGUCAAGCAGAUCAUCGAUCGAAUAUCAGACACCGCCUAUGCGGUAUUAGCUCACCCACCUGUCUUCAUAACGCCAGAACUACUAGAAAAAUAUGUCGAUGUGCAAGCACGACUAGGAAAACCUGAAACGCUCCCUCAGGCGUUUCAACUAUAUGCGUCAAAGCCCAUGCCUCGUGAAGGAGCGGGGUCUAUUAGCUACGCAAAGCAGAAUCCCAACAAGGUGGCAAAUGCCGUUGAGCCUAACGUAAUCGAGAAGGCCCUGGACACUGCAAUUGAGGCUAGAAAUUUAGACGCGGCAGUUGGGAUUAUCGAGAACACCUAUGCCACGAAAGCUUUCAUCCGAAACAAGCUCUUACGCAAGGCCCUACUACCCGUGGGAACCUUUGCGGCAACACCAUUGGCGGCAUACGUGCUUGCGAUGAACUUCUCCGACCUUCAAAAUACCAUGGACAGCGCUACUGCGACUAAUGUUGCAUUCGCUGGUAUAUUGGCCUACGUAGGCUUUACAGCAUCGAUCGGCGUUGUAGCGCUAACUACUGCAAACGAUCAGAUGAAGCGAGUGACUUGGGCACCGGGAGUACCUUUACGGCUCCGGUGGAUAAGAGAAGAAGAGAGAGCUGCCCUGGAUAAGAUUGCUUGUGCGUGGGGAUUCCAAGAGAAAUGGCGCCAAGGCGAAGAGGAGGGAGCGGAUUGGGAUGCCCUGAGAGAGUAUAUCGGUCAGAAGGGAAUGGUCUUGGAUCGGACAGAACUAAUGGAAGGGAUGGACUUCUAG
This is a messenger RNA of Daldinia childiae, 780 nucleotides long. RefSeq lists its product as uncharacterized. The transcript has a single exon. The coding region runs from base 1 to 780 and encodes 259 amino acids. NCBI's taxonomy places the organism in Eukaryota, Fungi, Ascomycota, Sordariomycetes, Xylariales, Hypoxylaceae. The record is from RefSeq and is a predicted model, not a curated record.